CCGGGGGCCGAUGUUAUUUUUUUUUUUUUUUUUAGUAGCUGACGAUACAGUGGGAGUUGUGAUUGUGCACACAUAGUACUUUUUUUGGAAACAUUGCUAAAGCAUGCGUUAAAUACAGUGUACCGAUGUCUCCAAUAGGAUAACAAAAGCGGCUUGUCGUCGGGGAUGCCUCGAUCGGAUACGAAGAAGUCGGGAUUUUUUAAGGGUGUGCUAGAUGGACUACGGUCGUCGGUAUCCCAGCCCGUCAAAGCAGAAGCCGACGUCGAGGAAGGUCUACGGCCGGACCACUUUCAGGUUGCCAAGACUGUGCGGCAUGGCUUCCCUUUCCAACCAACGGCAUUGGCCUUUGACCCUGUGCAGAGGGUGCUGGCCAUCGGGACAAAGAAUGGCUCCAUGCGACUUAUUGGUAGGCCUGGGGUAGAAUGCACAGUACAACAUGUGCUGGAAUAUGCUGUGAUACAGAUUAUGUUUCUAGUGAAUGAGGGCGCGUUAAUCAGUGUGUGUGCGGAUGAUACUCUUCAUCUAUGGAACUUGAGGCAGAAGAGGCCUGAAAUAGUGCAUACCCUAAAGUUUCAGAAAGAAAGAAUCACCUAUUGCCACCUCCCAUUCCAAAGCAAGUGGUUGUACAUUGGGACGGAACGGGGAAACUUGCAUGUAGUCAACAUAGAAACAUUUUCAGUGUCUGGUUAUAUAAUCAACUGGAACAAGGCAAUUGAGUUGUCUCGGAAAACACACCCUGGAGCUGUGGUGCACGUCAGCGACAAUCCUGUCGACUCAAACAAGCUGCUAAUCGGCUUUGACACAGGGGCCAUGGUCUUGUGGGACCUCCGUAGUCGAAUGGCAGAGAUGAGGUAUCAACACUCAGAACCCUUACACUCAGUAACGUGGCAUCAUGAAGGAAAGCAGUUCAUGUGCAGUCAUGCUGACGGUAGCUUAACAACGUGGAACAUCCGUGGACCCAAUAAACCGUGCAACGUCAUGUUUCCACAUGCAAGGACCACAAAGGACGGGAAGCCUGACCCUUGUAAAUCAAUCUACAAGGUUGAGUGGAAGACUAUGAGAGGAACGGAUUCCUUCAUAAUUUUCUCUGGUGGUCUUCCUUACGACAAGAGUUCUCAGACGCAAGCUCUGACAGUGAUUCAUGCAAAAACCACGACCGUUCUCGAGAUGGAGCACAACAUUGUUGACUUUGUAACACUUUGCGAGACUCCCUUUCAGAGUGAUUUCCAUGAACCCUAUGCCAUUGUGGUACUCCUGCAGAAUGAUUUGGUAGUUGUUGACCUAACAAGUCCAGGAUACCCCCUGUUCCAGAACCCAUAUCCCAUGGACCUGCAUGAGUCACCAGUUACAUUCUGCACCUACCUGGCCGACUGCCCAACAGAUCUCAUCCCCGCGUUUUAUUCCUGCGGCUGCAAGAGCAGCAAAAGGACAGGCUUUUCUGACAAGGAGUGGCCAAUCAACGGUGGAGAGUGGGGCACCUCGACUGUUAGCUACCCUGAGAUCAUCCUGACUGGACAUGCGGAUGGCUCUCUGAAAUUCUGGGAUGCUUCCUCUGUGACGCUGCAAGUGCUGUACCGACUAAAGACAUCGAAAGUGUUUGAGAAACCAAAGAGAAGCAGCCGAGAGAUGGCAGAUGACGACCCUUUUGCAGUUGAGAAAGUUGCCUUCUGUGCUGAGAGCCGUGUCCUGGUGGUUGCUGGCUCAAGCUUCUACGUUCUAGUUUUCAAUUUCAAGAAGUCCGAAGCAUCCAUCGAGGUGGAGGUCUUGGAGACUCCCAUACUGUACGAGGUGGAUGAUGAGGGGGACUGCUCUCCUGAGUGUGAAUACCGUCAGGCAUCACAGCAAGGUUCCUGCCAUAGUGCCUUGGAUGAAGCAGCUAAAAAGGCUGGUUCUGAGCAUUACACUUCUUUGACUGUGAAGUCUGGUGCCCAGAAAUGGAGUGCGGGUUUUCAACCCUCGCUGGCGUGUAUGCUUCCUUGGGUCCGUGGAGAAACGCCUGGACACAUCACCGCUCUCUGUGUCAACUCAACAUACAAUCUAUUAGCUUACGGAAAUGAGUGUGGCCUAGUCAUUGUAGAUCUCACCAUGAAGACUUGCGUGCUAAACCUUGGAACGCCAGAUUUGUAUGGUUCAUCUGACCCAUACCAGAGGGUGCCACGAUCACCCAAACGCAAUGCAAUACUACAAGCAAACGACAGCACUGCUGUGGAACAGGAGAGGUGUCGAUCUCCCAGCUCAGACCAGAUUAAUGGUCUUUGCGUUAGUCCCACGACCGCUGCCCAGUCGGCACAGUCUCGGAAGCAGACAGAAACACGCCGCACUAAGACGCGCAAACUUCAGAAACUUCCCACCAUGGUUUCCACAGAUGAACCGCCCUGUUUCAACACUCUCCAAGGAAACCCUCAAACACCUAGAAAUGAACGACAAGGUCUCAAGUCUCCGAGCGUGGCUUACCAGCGAGAUGACAAGAUCGACAGCUCCUUCUCACGUUCGAGAAGUUCAAGCAUGUCUAGUUUAGACAACGUCAGCUCCGAGGCCAUUCUCUGCUUGAGCUUCGCAGAAGCCUUCUGUAGGAAAAGUGACUCAAUGACAUUUCCCAGCCUGUGGGUUGGCACCAGUCUGGGAUCAGUGCUCGCAGUUUCCCUCACUCUUCCAAGCGAGUCUCGGCAGUCUCAGCCUGUGAUAGCCUCCCCAAGUGGCACCAUAUUCCGGCUGAAGGGAUCAAUCCUGUCCAUCUCCUUCUUGGACGCCAAUGGAGUUCUAAUGCUGCCCCUCAGUGAGCAGUGGAAGGACCGAACAGACUCUCGCGAGCGAGACGACAGGCGCACUCGUUCGUACAGUGCUCGUGCACGGGUUUCUCCCACCACAUCGUUGUCGUCUGAGCCCCGGGACGCCCAAUUUGCUGUGCUGGCCAGCGAGAAGCAGGCACGCAUCUUUGCUCUGCCAUCACAGACCUGCCUCUCCAAAGCAACCCUCACAGAAACCUCCUUUGUUGUCUGUACAGAAGUCCUCUCCAUCAGGACCGUUGACACUGCGUGCCUGGUGUGUUAUAUAGCGAAUGGAAAUAUUGUUGUGUACAGCCUUCCAAGCCUUAAACCACUUUAUGAAACCGACUUCCUGCCAUUAGUAGAUAUGCGAAUUGCCAGAACGUUUUGUUUUAGUAAAAAUGGCCACGGCAUGUUUUUGUGUUCCCCGUCUGAGCUGCAGAAAUUCACCAUUUCGUCUGAUUUCUGUGCCAAUUUGCAGGAGAUGCUGGGAACAAUAUUUUUAACAAAGGAAAUGCCUGAGGCGCCCAAGCAGAGCUUCUUCCGUGGCUUGUUUGGAGGCGGUACUAGUGUUCUAGACCGCGAAGAACUUUUUGGAGAAGCUAGCGGCAAAGCGUCUAAAGCCUUGGCCCGCCACAUACCAGGCAAUGCUGCAAAUGUUGAUGCAAUCAGGGCUCAAGCUGGUACUCUAAGUGGUGAACUCCUGCGGGCACGACAGGGCCUAACGGAGCGUGGCGAAGCUCUGUCCCAACUGGAGGAGCGCACAGGACGAAUGAUGACAGAGGCGGAGAGCUUUGCCAACACCACCCACCAGCUCAUGAAUAAGUACAAGGAUAAGAAGUGGUACCAGUUCUAGGAGAUUCUCUGUUCGUCGUCGUGCCUCCACACUGUGAUUCGCCCUCGUUUUUUUUUUUUUUUUUUUGCCAUCCCUGAUUUGUCUUGCAUAGGAAGAAAAGCAUCGAUAUUUGUCACACUGUUAAACCCUGUGUAUAUACAUAUAUGUAGCAUCAGAACACAGCUUGUCUCAGGACUCCCAUGUUUUUGGCUGUUUCCUCUAAUGUACUAUCUUUGUAAAAUGCUCAGAAGCCGUCAAGGCAUUCCUCUGUUGACCAAAAUCCCGGGCCUAAAUUUGUUGCCUUGCCGGCUGGGAUGUUUGGAAUGCCUGUUGGUUUUUGCGGGAGGAAUGAUUGCAUGUGUAUCACUGUUUUAGCCACUAACUGUGCUUAGGAAUAUUUGUAUAGCGUCGACCAGCAUUUUUGCUGUCUCUAUUUUGCUGCGUGAUGUUGUCGAGGGCUAGCACUCUGUUUUCUCUCGUUACGGUAGAUUCACGUGCGUAUUUACGUCAAACUUUUGAUGGGCAGCAAAUUUUAGAUAUUUAAUCUCCUUCUGAAUUUCAACUCGCAGCUGCAGUUUGGAUAGAGAUCUUAAAUGCAUUCAGUACCAAUGGUUAUAGCUUCUGUUUCCUCUUUGCUGUUGAACCACAGAACCAACAUCUGGGGCUGAAUCCCAAUGGGCGAAGUCCCAAGUUUCAAUAUAGAAGAAUGUUUUGUAACAUAACAGUAUGAAACGGACAGUGAAAUAUCUCUGAUUUCCGAGCAUAUUGUACCAGUCUAGUACAGAAAGCCGUUUUAUGAGUAAUUUGUCACGAGACCCAUAGGAUGACUAGUGUUUUGUAACAGCAUCAAUACACUAUCUUACACUGUGUCAGUAUGAAAUGAUGACGUCUGACUCACUGCAAACCAUGCAUUAUGUGCUUAAUUUUUUACCUUCUACUUUUUAUCCUCUAUGGUGGGUGGGACUUUUUCGGUGUGUAUCUGGGCAGAGUUUAGAGCUUGUAGCAUGUAUGGUCUCAGCACACAUGUACGAGAAGGAUGUGCCUGGUCUUCAGAAGGAGUGCAUUAUGGUAGCUGUGUGCCACAUUGGAGGGCAAGCUUAGUUUACGGGCACUAUGAAAAGAUGGGUUGAGUGCAAUGUCAAGCGAACUGAGAUUCACAGAAAUAAAAAGGAAAAUUAAAGCAUAAAGACCCACCUCUCAUCUUGGUUCCGUUGCUGCUCUUUCUGUUGCAGAUUUGAGUUGACCUAACCCCUAGCAAAGACUCUCUAAACUACAUUUCAUGAAUUGCACCGAUGAAGUGUAGACUGCUACACGAAAGUCUCGCUCAAACAAUUUUUUUAAAAGUGUUCCUAACCGUUACUAGUUCCUUCUAAACUAGUUAAGUUAACUUUAUGUUUACAACAUGUUCUUUUCUUGGCUCAUAUCAACUCUGCUUUUGGAAGCCGGUUCAUCUGCCAGAUGGACAUGGACCAGCUGAUUUUAUUGAACCAGCCUCGAUUUCACACAGCAUCUGUUGAAAUUACCCAAGCAGCGCAAUGCCUUGGCCCAAUAUUGGCAGCACAUCGGCAAUCCCGGCCCAAUAUGGGACCAGUGUUGCCAAUAUCGAGCCAGCAUUGGGUCAAGAUGUUGUGCUGCCCAGGUAAAAUGCAUACAUACAUCUUGAUGCACAGGGCCACACGUUAACAUUUGUAGCUGGCAGGGCGACACACCCUUCCCUUUCUUUUUUCCCUCCAUUUCUUUCUUUUUCUCCUUCGACCAGCGUUUUUGGGCUCUUUUUCUAGGACAGAGACCGUCGCAACCCACAUAUGCAAUUUUGUUUGGGGUCUGUUCGUGCACCCAAGGCGUUCUGUUUCAACAUGUAGACUACAAGGAAAGAACAGUUUUUAGAAGUCCUCAAACCACCACCACACGCACACACACACAAACACAUAGAGAUCUUCCACACGAUGGGCGUUUUUCCACUGUUUACUCUUGAGUAGCUUGUUAGGUGUUUUUAUGGUAUUGUGAGUAUCCCCCCGUUGAGCUGCGACUCCUUUGCAGACGAACAGAUCGUGGUUGGAUCGUAUGUGCCAUGGUGUGCAUACUGUUGCUGGACACCCUGAUUUGUAGCGACGUAAACGAGAAAAGAAAAUAGUGUUCCUGCGAUGGGUGGUGACAUCAAGUACAAUUGUAAAUAAAUGAGAGAAGGCUAUACAUAUAGUAUCUGUCGCAUGAAACGCUGUCACCUGUGCAAAGAGGGUCACUCCUGUUGUUAUGUCGAUCUUUCGCUAUAUAUUCUAAGUAUAGAGACUAUUUCUUCAAAGAUUAUGAAAAGUGGUUGAUGCUCUUGAAGAUGUUAUGCAGGCUUUUGCUUUGAGCUGCACGUUAUUUUUGUCAGGUUUGUAGCGUUAACCUGUAUCGUGCACUACGCCCUUGGCCACCUACGUGCCCUUGGCAGUGUCCUAACAAUGUGGAAAAAGUAUGCACAUGCGCGCAACUAGCAAAAUACCAACAACGACACAUAUGUCUUAUUCUUUUUUUUCUUCUUCUUCUUGGUGACUGUCAGGUCUGCGGAACUUGUGUGUAGUGUUGUUGGCCUGCUGAUCUGAAACUGGCACGUUCCAUUUCACUACAGUCGCAAUGUUUAUGCUUUGGACAACAUCAGUGCAGACCGCUAUAAAUGUGAGGCACAAUACAUUCCAGUGCUCUUAUAUCGUUCAAUUAUAUUUGAGCAGGAAGUAUAUAUGCAUGUUAAGGUGAGUUCCUUUUUUUCCAAUUAUAUUACGUGAAUAAAUUAUGCGAUGCUGCUUGUUUUGUACUUAUCACAUGUUAAGAAUAUUGAGGUUUACACAUUAUUUUAUUGCUGAAGUGGUAAUACAAAAAGCUAUCUGUGUACUCUUAUGUAAAAUGCUACGUGUAGUGUGUUCGUAAAUGAGUUCCCAUAUGAGGCAUGUAGGGUGUCCCACAUGGAGCAGUCUACAUGAAUCAGAAUAGAAACAGUGCAAUAUCCACCUUUCAAUAUUAUGCUAAUAUAGCUUAUAAUUAUACGAAACAGAUAUAGCUCUCUUCUUUUGAUUUUGUACCUGUGUGGUCCCACUUAGUUGGCAUUGUUCAUGUACAGCAGAAACGAGUGAUUAAUCAAUUGAAUGAUUAAUUAAUCAAAUUAUUAUUUUACCCCAGUGUAGGAUAUUCACUUAAAUUUUUCUUUUUUUUUAAUAUGUAUAAUAUAUUUUGAGACUUAUUUUUGUACAUAUAUUUAGUAAAUCACUAUAGAAGUGUUGUUUUUAAUCCUUGCUGCAAAAAAUCAAACUGUAUCAGGAACUUCAGCUCAUGACGGCAACGAGUGACUUUCUGUUAUGUUCAGUUGUAGGUGCUCGAGAGUCUGUGGUACCUCAGCUUAGAGUAUGAAAAGGGCUUUACACAAAUUAUCCGACAUUUCUCAGCACAAUUAAUUAGUUUGCACCAAUUAGUUACCUUACUUCUACUGAGUGGCACAUGAGAAAUUGAUUCUUGGAAAGUCCUGUCGCUUUCGGUUGUGCAGACUGGAUUAGCUCGAUAGCUUAGUGUGCCCACUCUGCGGAUGCUUAUACCAAAGACGAGAUACUGUGAUACUUUAUUUUUUUGCCCACAUGGUUUGCUCGAUAUGGGGCAUCCUGCAUGCUAUCAUUAUAUCAUCUGGAAUCAAGAGAUCAUCUAAACAAAUCCAGUCGUGAUCAACUUUCUUCUGUCGAAUCUGCUGUGGUAGCCAUGAUUUGCUCUGUCAAGCAAGUGCCAACAAGUGACGUACGUAUGUUGCGGCUUUAAAGGAAAAUUUUCCUUUUUUUUUUUCACCUUUUGAUGUUUCACUGUUGGGUGUCAUCGCUGUUGUCGUCAUUGAUGUACCACGUGUGUCAAAAUUUGUGCGUUAGAGAACUUUGUAGGAGUGUUCCACAUGCUAAAGGCUUUGUCUGCUGACACACAACAGCCGGAAAAUUCUGAAUCGGAAAUGUGUGUCUGGUUUGUGGUCUGUUACUGUAUGUGCUACCGUUUUUAGUGGCAGAUGUAAUAGAUAGCUGGAGCCAGAUGAGAAAUUUACAGCGAGAGCUGCUGCAAUAAUCGAAGCUUUUUCUUAAUUGCACACUCGGAAAAGUUGUUUUUUCUGUUUUGCUUGUUUGCUUUUUUUUUUCAGUGCAGUCGACAAGUCCAGUGUGGGCAGCCGAGCAACUGCAUAUUUUAAUGAAAAUUUUCAAAAACGAAAGUAAUAUGUGCAAACGAUACAGGACAUAAAAAAAAAUCUUGGGUGAGCUAUUCACAGUGUUGAACCAUGGAAGAUGAUGGCGGAGAGACGGUGAUUCAUCUGGGUUUAUGUAUACGCUCCCAAUACAGCUGUCUAUAAAAUUUAGGCAGAUGGAAACAGAAAUAGGCACGUAAAUGUUAUUUUGGAUCGCUCCACGUUGAUGAUUUGUAACCAUGAUGCACCGUGUGUGCAAGGUGGAGAGGGGAUUUGGAUUUCCAGAAUUCCUUUUGCUGCUGUGGCUUUUUUCGUAAUUAAAAAAAUAUAAUUUUUCGUGCUUCUUGACGACUGCCGUGAUGUUUGCCAAGAUAGCAGUUUGUGAGGACAUUGGUCUACGCUGUGGUACGCUAAACAAGAUCAAAUUAGAGGGCAUGGUCUAUGAACACCUGCGGAUUCAAUUUAAGACCUAUCAUCAGACAACUAGAUUCAAGAAAAGCAGUCGUGUGACCUUUUAUCUAACAUCGCCUACUUUUCGGAGUGAAAGUCUCUUUGUAAUCAACAUCCAAUGUGUGUACUCAAUUCGCAGUUAAAAUUCGGGCUGGUUGGUACGACUUAAACGAUUGUUCAUCUAUCCAGUACUGGCGGUCCUUAUCGCUUUUGUUUGAUUCACAGUGCAUACUCAUGUUUUGGUGCAAAAUGACAAUCCUCCCCUUGGUUUUGUGAUUGAAACAGUUUAAGCUUGCCUUGUUAAUUGUUACUGUAGCGAAAACUUUGUGUACAUUAAUGCAUUGCCUCAUCCGCUUGGCUUGCUUGGUUUUUGUGCCAACCUACUAAUCUUUUGGUCUUGCACUUUUUUCUCAAAGUGGAUGGCACAGGUUUAGCUUUUCAUGCAGUCGUUGUUCAGUUUAAUUACUCUGCAGAAAGCCUUUGUAGAAACAGUCCCUUAGCUCAAUUAAACUAGACCACUUUUUAUUGACAAAUUGUACACCUUUCUUCAUUCCUAGAAAGGUAACACUUAUGUAGUCUGAAGCACAAAUCUUCUACCAGACACUAUAUUACGAAGUGCAAUGAAUGACACCUUGCCUAGCGAACAAUGUACUUCACUUUGUCUCGCUGUUAAAGUUUGAGAUCGAGGAUUCUGAUGGUGUGAACAUUGAUACGCUUUUGUGUUCCUUGUGUGGAAUUAUUUGGUUGCUGUAGAACGAAAAAAAAAUUUUUUUUUCACACCGGUGAUUUGAAAGGGGAAAUUUUCAACUGUUGCUUGACCAAGAAUGUUCUUUAAGAAAUAUGUUAUAUUUUUCCUUCGUUUUGUAUUUGAGUUUAUACUGUAAUAUAUAUUUGUUAUAUUGACACUACAAUGUUGUAAAUAGUUGUGGAAACAAAGAGUGUAUAAAAGCUGUACCCCCAUGGUGUUUUGUUCACUAAUGCACAUUUACUGAAGCGACAAGCUCCGGAAAGCGGUGUGUUCUCUCUUAGAGAUAUUCCCUCACACGUGCAAAUAACGGGAAAGAUUCUGUACAUUUGUUUCAGAAUAAAAUAUCGGUGGCAGUAAAGCAUA
Messenger RNA from Ornithodoros turicata, 9350 nucleotides. It is a transcript of the gene Tomosyn, whose product is annotated as syntaxin-binding protein 5-like. NCBI's taxonomy places the organism in Eukaryota, Metazoa, Arthropoda, Arachnida, Ixodida, Argasidae. Gene Ontology annotation, cellular component: SNARE complex; cytoplasm; plasma membrane. The record is from RefSeq and is a predicted model, not a curated record. Gene Ontology annotation, biological process: regulation of protein secretion; regulation of exocytosis. The coding region runs from base 166 to 3621 and encodes 1151 amino acids. Gene Ontology annotation, molecular function: myosin II binding; GTPase activator activity; syntaxin binding. The transcript is spliced from 29 exons.